CCAAUGCCAAAUUGAAGUCUGAGCCCACCCCAACGGUCAAGUCCAAACAGCAGCGCGUCUCGGCAGCAAAUCAAAAGCUGAUCUUCUCGAACUCGCACAAGCUCUGGGAAUUUCUCUUGAUGGCGCUCGAAACAAUCCUGAACGUGUCUCCUUGAUUCAAGCGCAGCUUGACGGGCAACCACAGCUGAAGGACGAUCCGAAAUUCACCGGCCUUUAUGGCCGUCUCCCUCGUGGGCAGAAACGCACGCAUACAACUGUGGUUGAUGAAAACACUGCACCGGCAGAGUGACUUCAAGUCGAGCGGCCUGCAAUCCGUCGUCGACUCAACGAUUCGCAACGUUCGACGGACUUACCAGUGUCAUCCUCGUCCAAUUCUCCGCAUUACGUUCCCGCGCUGUCAAUGUCUGAUCCCCCCUCGACUGUUUACUCUGGCAUUCAAGUUGCACAUACUUUACUUCCUCAGCAUCACCCAUUCUCUCCCCAGCAUAAUUUAUAUCAUGGACCUAGCAAUACACACUAUCAUACCAUUCCCCAUCACAAUUAUCAUAUGCCUGCACACACUCACCCGAGUUCACCUUAUUAUUCACAUUAGUUACUCGAAGUCUAGUCAAGAUAUAUACUUUAUAUUUUACGGUCACAUAAACCAGUUCAAUAAUAUUGAUUGCAC
Suillus subaureus is the source of this 667-nucleotide messenger RNA. RefSeq lists its product as uncharacterized. The transcript has a single exon. The coding region runs from base 401 to 592 and encodes 63 amino acids. NCBI's taxonomy places the organism in Eukaryota, Fungi, Basidiomycota, Agaricomycetes, Boletales, Suillaceae. The record is from RefSeq and is a predicted model, not a curated record.